CACCGCCAUAAACGAAGACACAACAAGGCUACCAACAAAUUCAGUGUGCUUCUUCAUCACGAAGAUACAUAUUUCCUAAGGAAGCAAAGAGAUCGUAGUCAGAUUCCGCAUACGCGUGUUUUACAAUAAGUAACCUCAGAGGCUCGACAGAGACAUUUCUACAAAUGAUAAUUUGAUUGCAGUUAGUGAUACUUAUUGGAAAAUCUAGCGUUACGAAAUAAAAUUAAGUUGUGCUUUCUAACCCGGUUUAUGUAUGGCAGUUCAAGUUGAACUAAAUAUCAAGAAAAGUCGAAUUGAUUUUUGUAUUUUAAUGUUUCGGCCUCCUGCUAUGCAUUCUACCGAUUCAACAAUAUUUAUACUUGUUUAAAAUUUUCACGCUAACAGCGUGUCAAAUCGUCUAACGAUAAUCGGAUCGGUGGAGUAUAAAUGAAAGCUCAAAUGCGGCAUUUUCUCAAUUCUCGUGCCAAACGACUGGAUUCCUUAUUAUUGAAUCUUCGAACAGCAGCAGCAGAAAAAGAAAUAAUAAUCUACCCUGUGCCAAAAGUUAGUUAUUGGUUUAUCGAGUGAACUACAUUGUUGUGUAUGCUCCAAUGUACUCCGAUUAUUUGAAUAGUGUCUCUAUACAGAUGCACUAUCAGAUAGCUGGUUUAUAUGAUCAUGGAUGUUGAUUGUACAAUAGUUGGUUUAAAACGUUCUAAUAGUGCUCCUAUGAUCAAUAAAAUUAGUGCAACAAUGUCUAUGACAUCACCUACUGCUACUACUCCAAGGGAUGUUCCAUCGAAUUUUAAUAUAUUUUCAAAUUCACCUCGUAUACGACGCUUCAGCACGAGUAGUUCUGGAACCGUUCCUAGAUUAACUCCACGUGUCAGUCAGUUAAGACAAGAAGAAUGUAUCGAUGUCGCUGGUCGUGAAGCAGCACAUGAAAAAGAAAUUCACAGUGCCAUGCAAAUCUCACAGUCUUGGGAGGAUCUCACAAUUGAAGCGGAAGGAUUAUCUUUCAAAGAUUCAGAAUCAACUUCGUUACAAUUUAAAAUAGAAUCACGCCCAAUUGCAAAACGAGUGCUUGAUCCACUUAGUAUCAAUUUAUCUGUAAAUGGCCAAACUACAUAUUCUUCACCAUCACCAACAAGAUCUAAUUUUGGUCAGAGGCAAUGUUAUUCACCUGGUGUUCAUGCAGUUACUUGGAAGAAUAAUUUAUCACCUAGCCCUACCAGGAAAGCUUUUGCUACCAGGCGAAGUUUAAGUCCUAUUGCAAUACGGCCAAGUUGUUUAGCAUCAGUUAAGAGAAAAUUUGAAUUAGAUGACAGUGGAAUGGAUCAUCAAUUACAACCACCAACAAAACGUACCUCUGGUUUAUUAACCUCGGCCACGUCUAGAUUGGAUGUGGCAAUAUCUAGUCUCCAUCCAACUAUUAAUUCGACUGGAACUCCAGAAUCGAGUCUGUCGAGUCUCGAUUCUUCUGGAUUUUCAUUUCGACCUGUGGGUAGCCUAUCUCCUGGUUUAGCUGCCACCUCAAGUUUUAAUGAUGAACCAUCUUCUUCCUCCUCUUCUUCUUCAUCUUCUUCAACUUCUUCCUUGUGUUCAUCGUCUUCUUCCUCAUCUUCUGUCACAGUACCUUCAGAAGGAUUAGGGACUCAAAACAAAACUUUUAUUAAAAGCCGAAAUGAACAGAUUGUACGAGAAAAUCACGGAUAAGGAAUUACGUAUAGAUAAAUAUUUAAGAGUAACAUGUAUCAUUGCAAUGACGAAUUUACUUUCCUCUUACGAAUAGUGAAGAAUGAUCGUUAUAGUGAUCAAUUGUGUGAAUUGAUUGUGCUAUAGGGGCAUUCUUCGAGUUUAAUGCCCAACUAUUUUCUGGUCAUUCCUAUUUAUUAAUUUUCGCGUUGUGAAAAAUUUUAAAAUGUAUAUCAAUUGCAUCAUAAAUAAUCACAGUCUCGCUGAGAUGUUUAUUAAUAUUACAUUAUCAGGUAAAAGUGAUGCGAUGAAAUACAUGUACAAACAUAUACAUACAUAUAACAUGAACGCAGUUCGAAGACCAAAGCGAGCUAUUUAGGAAAUACGCGUGCUUCCUACCUUUAAGACUGAAUUCUGCGUUUUCUAAUACAUCGAAUCCAAACGUUCUUCUUUUCUGUAGAAAGGGUGCGUACAUGUGACAUUACCUAUUUUCAUAACAAGUACGACUCUUUUCUUCAUUAAAUAACCCCGCCAACUCUUUUUGCGCGAUUCCUGUUUUUUCAAAAUAGGGAAAAACAUAUACAUAAUACACGUCGAUUAAUAAAUUCGCGCAUUGAUAGUAUUAUCGAUUCCAUGAAUCUCCAAUCCUGUAUAGUAUGUAAAUAAACUAUCUGUAGUACGUUA
This is a messenger RNA of Megalopta genalis, 2358 nucleotides long. RefSeq lists its product as uncharacterized. The record is from RefSeq and is a predicted model, not a curated record. NCBI's taxonomy places the organism in Eukaryota, Metazoa, Arthropoda, Insecta, Hymenoptera, Halictidae. Gene Ontology annotation, molecular function: protein serine/threonine phosphatase inhibitor activity.